This is a messenger RNA of Setaria italica (foxtail millet), 2823 nucleotides long. Its product is annotated as protease 2. Gene Ontology annotation, biological process: proteolysis. The coding region runs from base 43 to 2319 and encodes 758 amino acids. The record is from RefSeq and is a predicted model, not a curated record. Gene Ontology annotation, molecular function: serine-type endopeptidase activity. NCBI's taxonomy places the organism in Eukaryota, Viridiplantae, Streptophyta, Magnoliopsida, Poales, Poaceae. The transcript is spliced from 11 exons. Gene Ontology annotation, cellular component: cytosol.
CCGGAACAAACCAACUCCCGGAGAAUAAAUAAAAGGGCCGCGAUGUUGCGGCUGUUGCCGAGGCAUCUUCUUCCUCCUCGUGCGCAUCGCGCGAUCUCACCAACCGCAUCCCCGCUCUCGCGCCGCCGCGCCCUCCUCCUCCUCGGCUUCGGGUGCUGUCGCGGCCCUCCCCCUGCGCACUCGUACGCCUCGAUGGCGCCGCCGCCGGUGGCCAAGAAGGUGCCGCGUCAGCUCGUAGACCACGGCGACGUACGCGUCGACAACUACUACUGGCUCCGCGACGACUCCCGAUCCGAUCCCGACGUCCUCGCGCACCUCCGCGCCGAGAACGACUACACCGCCGCCGUCAUGUCCGAUGUCAAGCAACUCGAGGAUGAAAUAUAUGCUGAAAUCAGAGGAAGGAUUAAGGAAGAUGAUAUCGAUGCACCUCUUCGCAAAGGGCAGUACUACUACUAUGAAAGGACAUUGACUGGCAAGGAGUAUGUGCAGCACUGUAGGCGUCCCGUACCAACUGAUGCUCCAAUUACUGUCCACGAUGUGAUGCCCACAGGACCUGAUGCUCCUGAUGAGCACAUUAUUCUGGAUGAGAAUGUGAAAGCUGAGGGCCACGAUUACUACAGCAUUGGGGCUUUCAAGGUCAGUCCCAACAAUAAGCUAGUGGCUUACGCAGAAGACACUAAAGGCGAUGAAAUUUACACUGUCUAUGUCAUUGACGCCGAGAGUGGAGAAUAUGUUGGGCAACCACUUAAAGGAAUUACUUCUGACAUUGAGUGGGCUGGUGAUGACCACCUUGUUUACAUUACAAUGGAUAGCAUUCUUCGGCCAGAUAAAGUAUGGCUACAUAAAUUAGAGUCUGAUCAAUCAAGCGAUGCAUGUCUCUAUCAUGAGAAAGAUGACACAUUUUCUCUUGGCCUUCAAGCCUCUGAAAGCAAGAAAUAUUUAUUUGUUGAGUCUGGAAGCAAAAAUACUAGCUUUAUCUUUUACCUCGACACAUCCAAACAGAACAAGGAACUUGUGGUUUUGACGCCUCGUGUGUAUGGCAUUGAUACAACAGCUAGCCAUCGUGGGAAUCAUUUCUUUAUUACGAGGCGAAGUGAUGAAUUCUACAAUUCUGAAUUGGUUGCUUGCCCAUUGGAUAAUGUAGCUGAGACCACUGUACUGCUACCACAUAGAGAAAGUGUGAAAAUACAGGAAGUCCAGCUCUUUGACAACCAUAUUGCUGUAUAUGAGCGUGAGAAUGGCCUACCCAAAGUAACCUUAUAUCGGCUACCUGCUAUUGGAGAGUCAAUUGGACAACUUCAGGGAGGUCGAACAAUUGAUUUUAUUGAUCCAACAUAUGCUGUGGAUCCUGAGGAGUCUGAGUUUCAUUCAUCUGUUCUUCGAUUUAAUUAUAGCUCAAUGAGGACCCCGCCCUCUGUCUACGACUAUGAUAUGGAUUCAGGGGUGUCAGUGCUGAAGAAGAUUAAACCCGUUUUAGGUGGAUUUGAUGCAUCAAAUUAUGUAACAGAAAGGAAAUGGGCUGCUGCUGCCGAUGGCACUCAGAUCCCGAUGUCCGUUCUGUACAGAAAAGAUCUUGUGAAGCUUGAUGGCUCAGACCCAAUGCUGCUAUAUGGCUAUGGCUCCUACGAGAUUUGCAUCGACCCGACAUUCAGAGGAUCCAGAUUAUCUCUGGUAGAUAGGGGUUUUAUAUAUGUGAUAGCUCAUAUUCGUGGUGGUGGUGAAAUGGGCCGGAAGUGGUACGAGGAUGGGAAGCUUUUGAAGAAGAAGAAUACUUUUACUGAUUUCAUUGAUUGUGCCGAGCACUUGAUAAAAAACAAAUACUGUUCCAAGGAAAAGCUUUGCAUCAAUGGAAGAAGUGCAGGUGGCCUACUGAUGGGUGCUGUCCUAAAUAUGAGGCCUGACUUAUUCAAGGCUGCUGUUGCCGGAGUCCCUUUUGUUGAUGUUGUCACAACUAUGCUUGAUCCAACUAUCCCACUGACAACAGCUGAAUGGGAGGAGUGGGGUGAUCCGAGGAAAGAAGAAUACUACUACUACAUGAAAUCAUAUUCUCCUGUUGACAAUGUGGCAGCACAAGAGUAUCCCAACAUUCUUGUCACGGCUGGCUUAAAUGAUCCUCGCGUGAUGUACUCUGAACCUGCGAAGUACGUGGCCAAGCUGCGGGAUCUCAAGACAGACGGCAAUCUUUUGUUGUUCAAGUGCGAACUGGGUGCUGGGCACUUCUCCAAGUCGGGAAGGUUUGAGAAAUUGCAGGAAGAUGCGUUUACUUAUGCGUUUAUCCUCAAGGCACUGGGCAUGACUCCAAAGAUGGCUUCAGUGUGAAUGUGACUCCAAAGAUGAUUGGGAUGGGAACUUGGAUUCAUUCAGAGGAUGUUUGGUUCCAUGGACUAAAGUUUAGUACCUGUCACAUUAAAUGUUUAGAUACUAAUUAGGAAGUAUUAAACGUAGACUAAUUAUAAAACAUGGACUCAUAUGGCUCGAUGGGGUCCGCUGUCUUAGGUUGUUGAGCAGCAGUUUUGUUCUCUGUCUUUGGCAUGCCCAUGUCAUAUGUGUUAUGUUUAUGUGUGGCUGGCCCUUGGGCCCGGGCAUCUGCUGCUGGUGCAGUGGCAGCCAAAAAGUGGACUGUGGGAGGAGCAUAGGAAGGAAGGCCCAGGAACCCAUGGGGGUCUGGAGGGGAGGACAGUCCGCUGACGCUGACACCUCGGCUCGUUGCUAAACAAAGGCAAAGGUUGACAUUGAGUCCAAAAGGGUUAACAUUUUCACAUACUAUAUUGAUUCCAAUAUGCUAUAUUGAUUCCAAUGAAUCAACCAUUCAAAGGCUACAAA